Molecule: messenger RNA, 391 nt
Organism: Phlebotomus argentipes
Lineage: Eukaryota; Metazoa; Arthropoda; Insecta; Diptera; Psychodidae
Exons: 2
Coding region: 18-344 (108 amino acids)
Source: RefSeq, a predicted model, not a curated record
AUGUCAGUGUGCUGAAAAUGUUGACGACGUUUUCCAUCUGUAUUUUCCUGGCAAUUUCUCAACAAGUUUUCGGAGAGACUUUCACAUUCCCUGAAUUUGAUUACAAAGAGACCAGCAAGAAUGAGCUUUCCUUCCGAGAGUUUGAAUCUGCUUGUGACCAAACAAACCGCUGCAAUGUCCUGAAGCCUGGAAUUUUGAGGACAAAGUGUGUGCGGGAGUGCAUCUCUCCUUCUUGCUAUCAAGACGUUUAUCGCUUCAAUGAACUCGAAGAGGGCGAAAUCGAUGUGCGGCUACACUCCUUCAAAGGAUGCUUCAUCCAGCGCUUAGGCAGGUCCAGAAACUAAUGGGGUAGCCUAAAUAAAUACGUGAUUUAUUGGAACUAAACUAGAGU